CUGGGGAGGCCUCGGGAAACUUACAGUCAUGGCUGAAGGGGAAGCAGGCACCUUCUUCACAUGGUGGCAGGACAGAGAGAGCAAGAGCGAGCGAAGGGGGAAGAGCCCCUUAUAAAACCAUCAGAUCCCAUGAGAACUCACUUGCUAUCAUGAGAACAGCCUGGAGGAAACCGCCCGCAUGAUCCAGUCGCCCCCCUCCUUCAACACCUGGGGAUUACAAUUCCAGCCUCCCAGCAAGGUUGUGGCCCACAGCGGACGCUCCCCACGAGGUAGAGCCCCGUUUCCAUACCUGGAGCAGCUGCACCUGGAGGUGGGGCUCAUCUCCAUACCUGGAGCGGCUGCCUGCCCCAGGGCAGAAGCAACUGCGCGCAGCCAGGGAGCGGUGAGGAGGUCUCCCCAGGUCCCCAUGGGUUUUCUCCAGGUCCUCCAGUUUCCUCUCACAUCCCAAGUACACACCUCAGCCUCAUGGCAUGUCUACAUGGGCCUAGUCUGAGUGAGUGUGGGUGUAUCACGGAGGCCUCUCCUAUCUAGGGCGGGUGCCCGCCUUGGCCCUGAGCUGCCAGGAUGCGCCCUGGUCACUUGCCACCCUGAACUGGAGAAAGCAAGUUGGAAAAUGAAUGAAUAAAUGAAUAUAAAUUAUCGAAUAAAAAUUAUAAAGCCUAUGGUAAUCACACAAACGCAUGCCAACAAACGCCGCGUGUGAGGGUGUUCAGGGAGCCGCCAUAUUCACGGUCGCUUGUCUUUCAGCUGUGUGGUGGGAGGAGAUGCUCCCAACAGCUUGUGUUUUGCAGACAUUGAUUCCUUGAUUUCACCACCACCACUACCACCGCCGUCAC
Molecule: messenger RNA, 836 nt
Organism: Symphalangus syndactylus (siamang)
Lineage: Eukaryota; Metazoa; Chordata; Mammalia; Primates; Hylobatidae
Source: RefSeq, a predicted model, not a curated record